AUGGACGGAUUGCUUCAACCGAUAUCGGUGGCCGAAAUUGUUGGCGCGUUAGGCCGGGACGGGGCUCUAGGUAUUCCAGAUCUAAAUGAACUGGUAACUAGGUAUAACAUCUUCAAUCGGGCCGAAACCACCGAUGAUUCGUUAGUGGCCGCCUUAGUUCUCACGCCCUAUAUCCAGAAGGAGAUUAAGAAGUGUGAUCAGGAAAACGAGGAAUCAUCAUCUGGAAUUUGCGGGGUCAUAUCAGGGUUACGGGCAUGA
Messenger RNA from Soboliphyme baturini, 258 nucleotides. NCBI's taxonomy places the organism in Eukaryota, Metazoa, Nematoda, Enoplea, Dioctophymatida, Soboliphymatidae. The record is from the annotation of a GenBank genome assembly.